ACAGAAAUCAUGGGACAGCCAAACUCAGCGGGCAUUUACCAAAUGAAAUUGGAAGCGCAUGCAAGCUUUAUCAACUGCGAGCAUCUAUGUAGGCAAGUUUGUCCCAUGAUAAGGGAACUCGCCUUACUAAUGGUUUUGUACAUUCUGGUCCCCUACACUCGAAGUAGAAUGGACUGGUGCCAGUACUUUCGGUUACUCGAAGUUGAUCACUUACGCCCAGAAUGUAAUGGUAUCUAUAGAAAACGCGUGGUUAAGCAGAUUGUCCAUCCCUCGGUUGGCUUACCACCUCUGCCACGAGAUUUACUACCAGGGUUCCACCGUUUCAAGCAACAUCGAGACUCCGUCGCAGAACUUACGAGGAGGACGCUUGGUUUACGCAAUUGUUCUGGAUCUGUGUCGAAUUGUCGUGAAUCACGGCUAUGCCACAAGGGUCUCAUGUGCUAUGCAUCUCCUGGCUACUGCUGCUUAGAUCUUCAGAGGAUAACAUCGGCGGAUGACUGCAUCUCCGACUUGAACGAUCUCCAGUGCAAUAAUUAUCCUCAUCCUUCUGCCUUAUGUUUGGGAGAUUACCAGUGCAGUCAUACGCUUAGGGGAAAGUGCUGCCCAUCUAUCUGUGGACACAGUGUAUGUAUAUAAAGAUGGAAUACAUGAUAGUCGUUGCCUUUGGUCAUGAUCC
Cylicocyclus nassatus is the source of this 676-nucleotide messenger RNA. The record is from the annotation of a GenBank genome assembly. Lineage: Eukaryota; Metazoa; Nematoda; Chromadorea; Rhabditida; Strongylidae.